This is a messenger RNA of Fomitopsis serialis, 1014 nucleotides long. RefSeq lists its product as uncharacterized. The coding region runs from base 1 to 1014 and encodes 337 amino acids. The record is from RefSeq and is a predicted model, not a curated record. The transcript is spliced from 6 exons. NCBI's taxonomy places the organism in Eukaryota, Fungi, Basidiomycota, Agaricomycetes, Polyporales, Fomitopsidaceae.
AUGUCUCAGUCAAAAUUCUUCCAGCAGUGGCACGCGUCCCUCGAGGAGCAGGCUGCCAACGCCUACGCUGCCUCCCCGGCCACCAGCACCGCGGGCCCCUCGCAGGAGCGCCCCUCAAAAUUCUGCCAGGAGUGGCAUGCAGCUCUCGAGGAGCAGGCGCAGCUUGCCGCCCGCGCCGUCUACGCUGCUCCCAAACCCGCAACCGCGCCAGUGUCCGCCGCGGUGCCGACCCGCCAGCGGGAAAUCAAGCGGCUUUUUCGCGCCAUUGACAAGGAACUAGCCAGCGCGGAUUGCAUCGGCGUACAACACCCGCUGUUCGCCGAAUGGCAAGAGCUGCAGCAGCAAUAUGUGCAGCUUGAAGCCCAGUACCAGAAGAACGUGCGUAGCUGCAGCAUGUACCUCACUCGCACCAUGCAUAUAUUCCACCCCGAAGCCCUUACUGGGCCACACGUGGUCCAGGCCGACACAGCCUUGACCGAAAUACUGCGGGUCGUGCGCCUGAUGCAGGAGGAGGCGAAACGCGUCGAGUACUUCUUGUAUGAUCUGCAAGACGAAAUCGAAGCAUUUCCCACGAAGGUCAUGCUUGCAGCGCGCAGCGCCAACACAGUCAAGUCUCGCGGGCUGUCUGGAUGGCUGAAGAAGCUGCGCGCGUCGGUGAGCAAGCCUGUGAAGGCAUUGCUCAAGGCCCUCGGGCGAUCACGCUCUCGUUCACACAUCCACCUCCGGCUCGGCAGCUCGGAUAAUGUCGCACUGUGCUCCGAGAAGGCACAAUAUGCAGGACAACCAGAGCAAGAGAGCAUCCCAUCGACAGCUAGCUGCCAACUUCUUCUCGACGCGCUUUCGGAUCUGAUCGAUGCGUCUCAACUCAUCGAGCGCGCCUGUGACGAUUUGUUCCAGGCCAGCUACCUUGGCUCCAUCACUUCAUCUACUCUCAUUCGCGGAGAAUAUAUGCAGGCGGCAUCGCAGGGCUCAGCUCGGCUUUACGCACAUCUCGAUCUGGUUGCUCGGAUGUAG